Molecule: messenger RNA, 1020 nt
Organism: Knipowitschia caucasica
Lineage: Eukaryota; Metazoa; Chordata; Actinopteri; Gobiiformes; Gobiidae
Source: the annotation of a GenBank genome assembly
AUGCAAGUGAGUGAUUUAACUGCCCCUUCCCCUUCCUCUGAGAGGCCUUUGUUCGAAAAGGAAACAAACAAGAGCCGUGUUGAGAUGAAACUAGACAGAGCAGCACUCACACCACAUCCUCCCGGCUGUGGACACCGGAACACACCAGGGCUGUUUGUGUACCGUGGGGCCGGCCAGGACGUCUCACAGCUCGGUUACAGCAGAGAGAACAGGUGGAUCCUGUUUCUGUUUGGCUGCGAGGUGCCCACCUCAGACCCCAAUGGCUUUGAUCCAGACGAUGAUGGAACACGAAUUGGCGUCUCUUAUAUUUUCUCUAAUGAUGACGACGACGAACAAGAGGAUCGUUUUGAUAACUUAUCCACGGAGAGCGCCCGGGUGAACCAUGAGGAGAAGCCUUUCAACCCCCGAGACGAGCUGGAGUGCGCGGUCUUCUACAGAGACGACUGUUUGUACGAGAGGAAGAGCGGGGAAGACACGUACCCCGCGGAGACGCUGCUGAACAAGUGCAGAACCGGAGACCUGCUGGAGUUCGUGGCCACUGGGCAGUACCCGCACUGGGCCGUUUAUGUCGGGGACUUCCAGGUGGUUCACUUACACCGGGCUGAGAUCAAGAACAGCUUUCUGACGGACGUGAGUCAGGGCAAACAGGGGCGGAUAGUAAACGCGCUUUACCGAUACCGUGCGUUGCCGCCUGAAGUCAUCGUGCGUAACGCGCUGGACCACGUCGGCACAAGGGACAGAGAACUGUACUGGAGGAACGCUGAGUGCUUUGCAGCCUGGUGCCGCUUUGCAAAACGCGAGUUCAAGAUUGGGGGUGAGAUUAGGAUAGGCAAGCAGCCAUACAAGCUAAAGUUACUGUUCUCUGAUAAGAAACACCACGUGCUGGAGUUUCAGAGCCUGGAGGAUGUGGUGAUGGAGAAGAGGAGGAAUGAUCAGAUAGGCAGAGACGCUGUGAUGCAGGAGCUCGCCAAUCACCUGAACGCAACAAACGAAAUUAAAGACGGGGAUUUUGAAGCCUAA